Molecule: messenger RNA, 1545 nt
Organism: Haliaeetus leucocephalus (bald eagle)
Lineage: Eukaryota; Metazoa; Chordata; Aves; Accipitriformes; Accipitridae
Gene: AGFG2
Product: ArfGAP with FG repeats 2
Exons: 14
Coding region: 1-1545 (514 amino acids)
Molecular function (GO): GTPase activator activity
Source: RefSeq, a predicted model, not a curated record
AUGGCGGUGGUGGUGACGGGGCGGUGGCAGGCGGACUUCCCCACCACGGUGGGGCUGCUGUCCCCUGAGGAGGUGGCCCUGGAGCUGGACGGUGACAAGGACAAGAAGGGGGGGAAGGUCUAUUACAUCGACACCAACGCGUUGCACGUGGCCCGCGAGGGCAUGGAGGUCCUCUCGCCCCUCAAGAACGGCAUGAUCGAGGACUGGGAGUGCUUCCAGGCCAUCCUGGACCACACCUAUGGAAAACAUGUCAAGUCAGAGCCAGGCCUCCACCCCGUCCUCAUGUCCGAAGCCCCGUGGAACACGCGGGCCAAGAGGGAGAAGCUGACGGAGCUGAUGUUCGAGCACUACAACAUCCCGGCCUUCUUCCUCUGCAAGACGGCCGUGCUCACCGCCUUCGCCAAUGGGCGCAGCACAGGGCUGGUGCUGGACAGCGGGGCCACCCACACCACCGCCAUCCCCGUCCACGACGGCUACAUCCUCCAGCAAGGCAUCGUCAAGUCGCCACUGGCCGGGGACUUCAUCUCCAUGCAGUGCCGGGAGCUCUUCCAGGAGAUGAACAUUGACAUCGUGCCACCCUACAUGAUCGCUGCCAAGGAGCCGGUGCGGGAGGGGGCCCCCCCCAACUGGAAGAAGAAGGAGAAGCUGCCCCAGGUCUCCAAGUCCUGGCACAACUACACCUGCAACGGCGGCGGAGGAGGAGGCCCCGGGCCGGGAACGGGACCCGGUGGAGGCCCCGGGGCCAGGAAAGGGAGCGCGUCCCGGGACGCAGAGGCUGAGGUUUGGUGCCGGCGGGUGAGGGAAUUGGUGAACGCUUCCCCUGCCAACCGGCUCUGCUUCGAAUGUGGCCAGCGCGGCGUCACCUACGUGGACAUCACCGUGGGCAGCCUCGUCUGCACCGGCUGCUCCGGGGCGCUGCGGGGGCUGAAUCCCCCACACCGUGUCAAGUCCAUUUCCAUGACCACCUUCACCGAAGCCGAGGUGCUCUUCCUGCAGGCCCGUGGUAACGAGGCCUGCCGACGGGUAUGGCUUGGCAACUUUGACACCCGAAACUCGCUGCUCCCCGAUUCCCGCGACCCCCAAAAAGUGAAGGAGUUUCUGCAGGAGAAGUAUGAGAAGAAACGAUGGUAUGUGGCGCCGGAGACAGCAAAAACUCCCCAAAGCGCUGCGGCAGAGCCAGCCCCCCCCCAGCCGCUUCUGGGGGACGCAGGGACGCUGCUGCAGCCCCGCCCGGCCCCCCACUGUCCCCCACAGCCAGCCCGGAAAGCCAGCACCGACCUAUUGGCUGACAUUGGGGGGGAUCCCUUUGCUGCCCCCCAACCAGCGCCUGCCUUCGCCGCCUUCCCGGGCUUCCCUGGCCCGGCCCUGCCCCGUGCUGCCUUCCCCAGUUUCGAUGCCUUCGGAGCCGGCCCAGGAGCACCCGCGUUUGGGGGGGCUGCGCCCCCCUUCCAUGCCCCACCUGCACCCACAGGGGGCAUUGCUGCACGGGGCGGGGCCACCCCUGUACCGCCCCCAGAGGGCGGAGCCUCUGCCAGGGACUUCUGA